AUGGACGGAGGACUCCUCUUUGUGUUGGCCAUCCUGACAGUCACGUCCGUCGUCGCGGCGGCCCUCGACGUGACGACGCUCUUCGGCAAGGCCAAUCUCGUGCGUUCCGGCGACGGCAGAAGCCUCAAGCUACUCCUCGACCGCUCCUCCGGUUCGGGAUUCAUAUCGACGGCCACGUACCACCACGGACUCUUCAGCGCCUCCAUCAAGUUGCCGCAGGGCUACACCGCCGGCGUCGUCGUCGCCUUCUACACAUCGAAUGGGGACGUGUUCGAGAAGACGCACGACGAGCUUGACUUCGAGUUCCUGGGCAACGUACAUGGCGAGAAAUGGAGGGUGCAGACCAACGUGUACGGCAAAGGCAGCACCGGGCGCGAGGAGCGCUACCUCCUUCCCUUCGACCCCGCCAAGGAGUUCCACCGCUACUCCAUCCUUUGGACCGCUCACAGUAUUAUCUUCUCCAUCGACGGCACACCGAUCCGGGAGGUCGGCAGAUGCGACGCCAUGAGCGGCGACUACCCGUCGAAACCCAUGUCGAUCUACGCCACGAUCUGGUAUGCGUCCGACUGGGCCACCUCCGGCGGCGGGUACAAGGUGGACUACGACCGCGCGCCCUUCGUACCGGAGUUCUCCGACCUCGCCCUCCUCCGCUGCCGCCUGGACCCUAUCCAGCAGGUCCCCGGCGCCGCCGCCAACUGCACCGCGAUGGCCGCAGUCAUGACGCCGAAGAAGCAGCGGGAGAUGCGCGCGUUCCGCCAGCGCUACAUGAGCUACUCGUUCUGCUACGACAAGCUGCGGUAUCCGGUGACGGUACCGGAUUGCAAUGUGGUGGAGUCUGAGAGGAGGAGGUUUGGCGAGACGGGACACCGGCGGCGGGUGAGGCACCGGAGACAGGCGGAUUAUGUGAGGAUGCUGUCGAUGGAGUAA
Molecule: messenger RNA, 927 nt
Organism: Musa acuminata AAA Group (dessert banana)
Lineage: Eukaryota; Viridiplantae; Streptophyta; Magnoliopsida; Zingiberales; Musaceae
Product: probable xyloglucan endotransglucosylase/hydrolase protein 30
Exons: 4
Coding region: 1-927 (308 amino acids)
Biological process (GO): cell wall biogenesis; xyloglucan metabolic process
Cellular component (GO): cell wall; apoplast
Molecular function (GO): xyloglucan:xyloglucosyl transferase activity; hydrolase activity, hydrolyzing O-glycosyl compounds
Source: RefSeq, a predicted model, not a curated record